Molecule: messenger RNA, 1968 nt
Organism: Phragmites australis (common reed)
Lineage: Eukaryota; Viridiplantae; Streptophyta; Magnoliopsida; Poales; Poaceae
Exons: 13
Coding region: 222-1691 (489 amino acids)
Cellular component (GO): microtubule cytoskeleton
Molecular function (GO): ATP binding; ATP hydrolysis activity
Source: RefSeq, a predicted model, not a curated record
AUAUAUAUUUACAAUUUUUUAUUUAAAGAUAUAUAAAAAAAAUCUUGCGUGCCUUGCCGCGGGAGCUUGACUUCCCACAACAACCCGAUCGCCCACGCAAAGCCUCCCCCAACUCGAUCAAACCGCGCACGAAAAAACCCACCAAAAUUCCCCCAAAAAAAUCCCCCGUCUCGAAUCCCGAUGCUCCCAGCUUCCAACUCCCUCCCCCUCCUCAUCAACGCAUGAGCCUCCUCCGCGCGCUCGCGGACACCUUCUCGUCGCUGCUCUUCUCUUCGGGAGGCGGGGCGGGGGCUCCCAUGGACGCAGCGGCGCCGUCGGCGGCGGCGGUGGUGGGGGAGCGCGUGGCGGUGAAGCUCAGGGGCUAUUUCGAGCUCGCCAAGGAGGAGAUCGACAAGGCCGUGCGAGCGGAGGAAUGGGGGCUUCCCGAUGAAGCCGCCGCGCACUACCGCAACGCCCAACGCGUCAUGCUCGAGGCAAAGGCCGCGCGGGUCCCCGACGCUGUCUCGUCCAGUGAGAGGGGGCAGGUCAGGGUGUAUCAGGAGAAGAUCGCCAAGUGGCAGGCACAGGUCGAGGAGCGGCUCAGAGUGCUCGGCCAGAGGAGUGGUGAAGGAGCUGCUGCUGCAGUAGAGCCGAAAAAGGUUGUUACAAGCAAUCCUAUAAGUAGGACUUCAAAACCAGCACCAACUAGUAUCCAAAAGUCUACUUUGCGAAAUAACCCUAGCUUUAACAGAGGUGGACAAGCAUCUGUACCUCAGAAGAAUAACAGUGGAGGUUCUGAACCUGUUCAAAGAGCUGGUGGAAGCUAUGAUGACAAGCUUGUCGAAAUGAUAAAUACAACCAUUGUGGACAGAAGUCCUGCUGUCAAAUGGGAUUAUGUUGCUGGUCUUGACAAUGCAAAACAAGCACUUAUGGAAAUGGUUAUUUUGCCUACUAAACGAAGGGAUUUGUUCACCGGCCUUCGAAGACCUGCUAGGGGUUUGCUUCUCUUUGGACCACCUGGGAAUGGAAAAACAAUGCUUGCCAAAGCUGUUGCAUCAGAAUCGGAAGCAACAUUUUUUAAUGUUUCAGCUUCUUCAUUGACAUCGAAGUGGGUAGGGGAGGCUGAAAAGCUUGUUCGUACACUUUUCAUGGUUGCUAUUGAUCGACAACCAUCUGUUAUUUUUAUGGAUGAGAUUGAUAGCAUCAUGUCAACAAGGUUAGCUAACGAGAAUGACGCUAGCAGGCGACUGAAAUCUGAAUUCCUUAUUCAGUUUGAUGGGGUAUCUUCGAACCCGGAUGAUUUAGUAAUUGUUAUAGGGGCUACAAAUAAACCACAAGAGUUGGAUGAUGCUGUGCUUCGAAGACUGGUAAAAAGAAUAUAUGUCUCACUACCUGAUCACAAUGUACGGAGGUUACUUCUGAAAAAUCAGCUCAAAGGACAGGCAUUCAAAUUGUCCGGUCAUGAUUUUGAAAGACUUGCUUUGGAGACUGAAGGAUAUUCUGGAAGUGACCUGAGAGCCUUGUGCGAGGAAGCUGCAAUGAUGCCAAUAAGAGAGCUUGGUCCACAGAAUAUUCUUACUGUUAAGGCAAAUCAGUUGCGACCUUUGAAGUACGAAGAUUUCAAGAAUGCAAUGACUGUGAUUAGGCCAAGCUUGCAGAAGAGCAAAUGGGAUGAGCUGGAGAAAUGGAACGAGGAAUUUGGUUCAAGUUGACAAUGAUGUGCACUGUCUGCUGAUUAGACAUCGGCCCUAGUUUGACGUGUACAUCAUUUCCUCGACAUAAUAGCUUGCAAGUGGUCUCGCGCCCAUUCAUGCAUCCACAUUGGGUACACGCAGAAAGAAACUAUAUAAAUGUUGCGCAAGAAAACCUUCUAUAUAGUUCAUGAGCUGCUUGGACCGAAGGCGAAUUAAAGGUGGCCAAAUGGUGUAAAAAGAGCAAGGCUUAUAACUUGAACAAUGUCGAAGUGAAGUUUCACUGCGUCCUGGCUCU